Molecule: messenger RNA, 4603 nt
Organism: Schistosoma rodhaini
Lineage: Eukaryota; Metazoa; Platyhelminthes; Trematoda; Strigeidida; Schistosomatidae
Source: the annotation of a GenBank genome assembly
ACAAAUUAGUGAGUUACUUAGAAUCAAAAGUAACUGUUGAGGCAUAGUUAGUGUGGUUAUGAAGUGACCAAUAUACAUAUCUACUGACCACGCCAUUUUUAAGAACAUUCAUAGUUUUUUUGAAAAGUCUUGUUUUUAUAAGGAUCACUGAUAUCUUUUUGAGAUUUAUACAGUGUCAAGCAACCAAUAAUCGGGGAACACUCCAGAAUGCCUGCUUUUUGUCUGUCAGGGAAAAAGAUACAGAUUUCUACUUCUUUUCUUAUGUGUGGCACGUGCUACACGCAGUGUAAAUAAUUUGCAUGAAAUUUUCUGCCUUUUAUAUGUCGAACAUUAUCAUCCUUGGUUAUAUACCCAAGCUGACUGACUGACUGAUAUACCCAAGCGAAAACGGAAAAAAACAUAUUGUGAAGGAAACAGUAAUGGUAAAUUCCAUUUUGUUGAUAAAAAAUUACGAAAAAGUUUGAAACGCAGUAUUUCAUUCUUCCGUUCACCGUGUCUACUUUAUCUCAAGUAUACAAAUUUAAGAAAAUAGAUGAAAUCUGUUUAAGGACUACCAGUUUAUAAGUUAGUUUGAGAAUUUAAACAUUCUAGUUAUGUAGUAUGCAUUUUUUGCAAUAAAAGUUGAUAAAAGAAAACCAACGAAAUCAAUAGAAAGACGAUAAAAAUUAGGAAGUCCUCAUUUAUAUUUCUGGCACAUGAAUUUCCUUAAAAAGAAGGUUCUUGUGAUACGAAUUGUGUCGGUUCAUGGGAGAGCGUCUUAAUAUGCAGCAUCAAGAUGCCCAAACGUGUUACUCAUUUUUGCAACCUUAUGUCACGAUAAUUUUCUACUGAAUUAAAUCGCACGUUUUUUUCCUACACUAUGUUUAACUGGUUGAGGAAGCGAAUUAUGUGAAGUUUAAUACAUCAGUUUGACAAUCCGAGAUAACAGUGAUGCAUUCGCGAAGAAUCGAUGCAUAUAUGGUCUCAUUAGCUUACUAUGGAACAUCGAGAUAUUACAACUUUGAACUAUAAAGCCUGCCAGUGGAAUAGUUAUCUGGCAAUUGAAAAGUACAGAAUCUUAGAUCAUCAGGUGUCUUCAUAUUACAUACAUAAAGCGUAUAAUGUAGACUUGAUUUAAUAGAGCAACACAAUUGUCUUAAUGAAUAUUUAAGUUUAACAAAAUAAAUAAAAAAUUUUCCGUUCGGUCGAUCGGGUAACUUCAGACGACUGUAGCGAAUACUUACGGUUGACAACUGCUUGUCGGACUGAUUGCUUCAUGUAGUGGGGAACCUAGCAUUAUGGGGACGCGGGAUUUGUUAUAUACAGUCCAGUCCAUCCAAGUGAAUCCCACAUAGAUUCCCAUUUUUACAUCAUCAACUAUCAGUGCCAACUUCAAGUUACAGAAUGACGUCAAAAUUAAAAACUGACUCAGAUAUUACAUCUUUUUUUACUGAAAUAUUGCUAAUUGACUGCUUAGCAAGCUUUGAUGUUGCUAUUUCAUUAAAUUUUAUUCCGAGGUUGAAAACUAUUUGCCGUUGUCCCAUUACAUUUUUAAAAUUUUAGUUAAUAGGCGUACUUUACAGGUCCAUUUUCUUUUUAACGUAUGUUGUAAGGGAAUAAUGCAAGAUCUAGGUAGAUGAAAAUUUAUUCUGCUCUCGGUACUGUAUCUAAAAUAGCUGGUCAAUACACUUAUUUUUUUACUUAAUGAUAAUACAGACAGUUCUCGUUAAAGUGUACCAUCGGCUUCAUAAUUCAUUUUCAUAUUGUUUGUUUGAAUCCUCCUUUUGAUGUUUAGGACUGAAGUUAAUCAGUCUCAUUGGUAUACGUGCAUUCAUUGCGGAUUGCAUCGAUAUCACUUCAAGUCACAAGCAUUAUGAUCAAAGAUUAAUGGUGGCUGGCAGUGGAAUUCAGGGUAUGCGUUUUGUCCUAUCUGGGACUAGGUGGAGGUGAUUCGCACAGGUGCCAACAAAGGACUGAUCAGUUACAGUCGUAAACAUCAAUGGGAAGUUUCAGACAAACAAUACAAAAUGGAUUCAUAUUAGGCCUGAUUAUUUAUUAUUUAUUAAAGUCCAAGCCUCAGUCCUUUUUAUUUAAUUUAAGUCUAUAAGUUAAUUCCAUUCUUCAGCUAAAAUUUUACAAAAGAAAAGCACCCAUCGCAUCAUGAAAACAAGCAUAUGGUUUAAGAAGACCAUGGAAACAAAUAAAUAAACCUGUUUGGAUCAAUAGUUGAACAAUUUGGUAGCACACAGAAUGAGUAUGAUAAUUACAUCAUUACCUGUAAAAUUCUGUAUAAAAUUUUACUAAACACUCAAAAAAUCUGUCCAAUAAACCUUUUAGAAGUCGUUCAUAUUUAGGACUUUUAAUGCAGGUAAACUACAACUGAUGUUUUCCACACGUCCAAUGAUCACGUCGAUGUUGAAAGUUAAAUUGCCUAGACUAGCCCCUUCUUUCUGUAUCUAUCAAUUCAACUGCUCGUCUGGGGCAAGUUAUUAUAGGCAGAUGUUCUAGGAAUUUGUAUAUUCGCGCUCCUGAGAACCUCCCAGUGUGGUUAAGCAAAGUUGUAGUCAAAACGGUUAACAGCUCCAUUUUAGCCCAUUUAGUUCAGACGGGGCAUAGAGCCAACAUGUAGCAAUCUUUCACAAUAAUAUAUCGUGUUAACAACAGUCUACCCAAUUCCAUCAGACUGAGAAUCCUGCAGAUGGCUGAGGUAAUUGCUAUUCGGAUCAAAAAGCCAGAGCUUUGCAUACUUUUACCCUGAUCAACUUGUUAAUAAUCAAUUUUGUAACAUGAUGACGUUAAUUUAAUUAAUGUUCAUUUUAUAUCCUAAACUUAUUUUAUCUACACAUCUUACCCGUCAUUAUUAUUAUUAUUGUCACACUUACUAAAUUUUAGAGAAAUUUAUUCAGCAUCCACCCCUAUCUACUAUAUCUGACCUAAUUAAUAUUAUUCUACAUAUUACGCAGUGUCUGAUUUGUAAUCCCAUUGUUCUAUUUCAUCCGAUGUCAACUAUACUUAUCUUGAUCAUUUAUCUUAUGAUUUUAUUUCACUUAUAAACUGAUUCAAGCUAAUACUUCAUAUUAGUCAGCUCCAACAUUAACGAUUCAAUUUUAUUUUAUAUUACAAACAUUCCUUGAUUCACAUGUUACAGCUUUUAAAUGAUGUACUCUGCCUUAAACUUGGCCAAUUUUUAUGGAUUAUUAAUUUGGAUUUAUACUUGUAGAACCUGAUGAGAAAUUCUUGAAAAGAAUAUUCUUCGUUCCUAUAAUCGUGUUUUAAUAUGAUGGGAAUUUUUCAGCGAUUAUAAUUUUAUGUAACUUUUAAGAAGAGAGGAUUAAUAUGUGAAGUCUAAAUUUUUAUGUUUCAAAGGUCAACAAAGAAGUUUCGGGAGGCUUUUACGUUCACCAUAAAACUUUUUUGAGUUUAUAUAUCAAACUCUAAUGUGCAACAAACAACUGAGAAUAGAACCUGUGUUUCUGCUGUCAUGUGGGUCUUUUAAUCCAAUUACUAUAAUGCACAUGCGAAUGAUGGAACUAGCGAGAGAUAAGAUUGAAAAUUUGCAUUUGUCUACAAAAGAAUCUCAUCAUGUUUUGUCUGGGGAGAAUAACCAGUGCACUCAAAAAGAAUAUAAUGAUGACCAUUUAGUAAAUCAUGACCAUCGGAGAGUCGUCGUUGGUGGUAUAUUCAGUCCUGUGUCCAAUCUGUAUGAAAAGAAAGGUCUCCUACCAGCCUCUAUACGCGUCGAGCUUACACGAUUAGCCUGUAUUUCUGCAUCUGAUUGGUUGGCCGUAAGCAAUUGGGAGUGUUCACAAUCAAGUUGGUUGAGAACUCGAGUGGUGUUAGAUCACAUUUAUAGUACCUUGAAUAAUACGUACUCGAAUUUGAGUAACAGUGACGAAACCGACAUUGACUCAGUUCCAAGGAAAAAGACUUGCUUCGCACCAGGCAGUUUUUACCCCACCGAUCGUUUAAUUAACGAAGACCAUGAACAAACGAAACUUUUAUCACUAGAAGGCAUGGCGACUGAUCUCUGGCUUAAGAGUUGCUUUCAUCAUCUUGACUCUCUUAUUAAUGUUAAUAACAUAAAAUGUAGUGAUGACCAAGUACAUAAUGCUAAUGAUGAUCAUUUCAACAGCAAUCUCUUCACUUCAUCAUCAUCUGUAGACAGAUCAUGUUACUGUCGCAAAAACAAUACCGCAAACGUUUUGCUAUCAAAGCCUUGUGUGAAGUUAGUUUGUGGUGCUGAUCUUCUGGAAUCAUUCAAAACUCCAAAUUUGUGGUCAGCAGAAGAUAUUGAAACAAUUGUUCGUGACUAUGGUAUAGUUUGUAUUAGUCGGCCUUCAUAUGAUCCCUUGAAAAUUAUCAAUGAAUCAAAUAUUUUGGGCAAAUAUAAGGUAAUUUAUUUUGCUUUGUUAUACAGAAUAUAAUUUGGGAACACUCGUAAAAACUGAGGAAAAAUUACCGUAAAUGCUUAUAUGUUUGAAUUGUUUUUCCCUAUCAUUAUAGUAAUAAUAUACAGAUGACAAAAUAAUGUAGGUUUAGAAUGAAUAAAGAAAGAAGUCAGAUAGAUAUUUAAUUGGUUUGCUUACAAAUCUCUUAUUUGGUUAGUGCCUGUAAUACCGUCAAG